AGGUGGUGGGACAGGAUUGGUCAGCAAUUUGACCGACAGGAUGGCUGACCUCAGGUCUGCACCACACUGCCCACUUUCUACUGCUGUAUAAAGCCCGCAGCACAUCGUCAUCCUCGACCAUCUGAGAACACAGCAUCAGUUCGCAUCCGCACAACGUUUAAAGGUAGAAGGACGGACAACGAUGACUGACCUGGAGAGCUCGAUGGCAACCAUUAUUACAGUCUUCCAGAAGUAUUCAGAGAGAGAAGGGGACAAGCACAAACUGAAGAAGAGCGAUUUGAAGGAUCUUCUUCAUGAUGAGCUGCCAGAUCUGAUGGCGCAUGUUAAAGACCAGUCCACGCUGGACAGCCUGAUGGAGAGCCUGGACACCGACGGCGACUCCGAGUGUAACUUCCAGGAGUUCAUGACAUUGAUCUCCGUGGUUACCGUCUGUUGCCAUGAGUUCUUCGAGCAUGAGGAAGAGUGAGGAGGGGAAGACAGAGGGACGCUACAGUGAAAUUUAAAUAGAAACCUAGCAAUGCACAAACUGUGGGCGCCCUGAGAACUAUCAGAAGGAGGAAAAACAUCUAGCCAGCUUCCAGUACCUGAAUGAUGAUGAUCAAUUUACAAAAGUAGCAACAAAUAAAAUGGAGUAGUUAACAUCAUAUAUCAA
Molecule: messenger RNA, 652 nt
Organism: Girardinichthys multiradiatus
Lineage: Eukaryota; Metazoa; Chordata; Actinopteri; Cyprinodontiformes; Goodeidae
Gene: s100b
Product: S100 calcium binding protein, beta (neural)
Exons: 3
Coding region: 182-466 (94 amino acids)
Biological process (GO): positive regulation of cell population proliferation; positive regulation of canonical NF-kappaB signal transduction
Cellular component (GO): cytoplasm; nucleus
Molecular function (GO): RAGE receptor binding; S100 protein binding
Source: RefSeq, a predicted model, not a curated record